Archocentrus centrarchus (flier cichlid) is the source of this 1020-nucleotide messenger RNA. RefSeq names its product low affinity immunoglobulin gamma Fc region receptor II-like. Lineage: Eukaryota; Metazoa; Chordata; Actinopteri; Cichliformes; Cichlidae. The record is from RefSeq and is a predicted model, not a curated record. Gene Ontology annotation, biological process: immune response; cell surface receptor signaling pathway. The transcript is spliced from 9 exons. Gene Ontology annotation, molecular function: transmembrane signaling receptor activity. Gene Ontology annotation, cellular component: external side of plasma membrane. The coding region runs from base 1 to 1020 and encodes 339 amino acids.
AUGGAUGUCAGAGCUCAGUGCCUCAGACUGUUGAUGACCAUCGUGGUCCUGCUGGGUGCACAGGAGCAGUUAGCUGAUGCAGUUUCUCUGAGUAUCGCUCCAAACAAAUCGCAGUUCUUUGAAUAUGAAUCAGUAACAUUUUACUGUGAAGGAGUCGAUUAUUGUCAAAUUGUACAUAAAGUCAAAGGGAAAUUAGAAUCAUGUAGCAACACUAAUAAGAGAACACCAACAGGAUCAUCCUGCAGCAUCAACAAUGUUUAUGCAGAUGAAAGUGGAGAGUACUGGACUGAGACUGAAGGAGGGAAGAGAAGCAACAUUAUCAACAUCAUUGUCACCAAUGGUUCUGUGAUCCUGGAGGUUCCUGCUCUUCCUGUGAUGGAGGGACAAACUGUGACUCUUCACUGCAGAAACAAAAUCGCUUCCUCCAACCUCACAGCUGAUUUCUAUAAAGAUGGACAUCACAUCCACAGAAUCUCCACAGGAAACAUGAACAUCUACAGAGUUUCCAAGUCUGAUGAAGGACUUUACAAGUGCAGCAUCUCAGGAGCUGGAGAAUCACCAGAGAGCUGGCUGAAAGUCACAGACUCAGAAACUGAUCCAGAAGUUCACACAGAGGAGAGCCGUCCCUCCUCUGCAGCCACACCUUGGAUCACUGCCACCAUUUUAUUGAGCGCUCUGUUGAUGACAGCAGUGGGACUCUGUCACUUUGGCAAAGGGUGCUGGGUCCGAGGUGCAGCAUUGCUCUGUCAGUCAGAGGGAGAGGGUUCAGGAUCAGCCGAGGAUCAAACAGAGGCCAACACAGUGACUUAUGCUUCUGUGCGAACAAUCAGUAAAAAGAAAGUGAACCUCAUCAUCACUGAUGUUGCCAUGGUCAUCUGUCUCUCUCCAUCAGAAGAUGAAGGUGGACUUUCCUCUGGACCCAUUUACUACAACUUAGAUCAGAGUGACACUCAACAACAAGAACAGAACCAGGAACCAUCACAGAGCCUAUUGUACACUACAGUAGGUAAGCUGCAUUAA